Xiphophorus hellerii (green swordtail) is the source of this 2562-nucleotide messenger RNA. Its product is annotated as glycylpeptide N-tetradecanoyltransferase 1-like. NCBI's taxonomy places the organism in Eukaryota, Metazoa, Chordata, Actinopteri, Cyprinodontiformes, Poeciliidae. The coding region runs from base 817 to 2199 and encodes 460 amino acids. Gene Ontology annotation, cellular component: cytoplasm. The record is from RefSeq and is a predicted model, not a curated record. Gene Ontology annotation, biological process: N-terminal peptidyl-glycine N-myristoylation. The transcript is spliced from 12 exons. Gene Ontology annotation, molecular function: glycylpeptide N-tetradecanoyltransferase activity.
AGAGAGAGAGGGAGUGAGAGAAAGAGGAAGAGAGGGAGAGACGGAGCAUCAGGAGAGCAUGAAUAUAAACAUCUAACUACCUGAAGAAUUCUGAACAGUCAAUAACCACAACUUCAAAACAGAUGUUGAGUUUUAUGCAAAUCAAAGUUUAGAAAAUAGCAAGUAAGUUCUUUAGAAUUAUCAGGAAAAAUUUUAUUUAGGGGAAGCUGUGUGUGAUAAAUAUGUUCAAAGUUAGUAAAAGAAUUAAACAAUAAAAAUAGCUUUGAUAUUAGAAUAUUAGUGGAAGUGUGCCUUCCACUGGCGACAGUCUUCAGUCAGAUACCGCUUCAGAUUCACUGCAAGACUGACUGCUACUGGACGUCCUCCCUGUCCACAGCAGCCCCAUCCACAAUGAUGUUAUUAAAAGUUACUUAAGAUAUUAAUUACGUCAACAUUUAAUUUCCCUUUGGGACAAAUAAGGCAUCUUUGAAUUGAAUUUAGAAUUGAACACUUUUCCCUAAUUAGUGGGAAAUAUCUGAUAAACAUUAGCCAUUUUAAGAACCUUUGCACUGCUGUGCUGUUUUGAUAAUCUGAUGCCAAACUGUCAAUGUAACAGGACAUAAAACAAGUUUAUUAAAAAUGUUGCACUUAUUGGUUCCUCUGUUCCUCCUCUGUUAUCAGUCAGCGGGGUGUGAGAUGGGUUGGGUUGUUGAACCAACAGAUCUCCUCCCUCCCUCACUGCUUUUAUAGAUAACAGCAGAACAACUGCAAAUACUUAAAAAAAAAAACACACAGCACCAGUUUGUCCACAGCUUCAAGGAGACACUUUCUAAUACGAUGACUGACACGGAUUCUUUGGAUAAGGCGCCGACAGAUGGUGAGAGUGGUGGUCUUAAAAAGAGCAAAAAGAAGCAAAAGAGAGAAAAUGCUUGGAGACCAGAGGGACCCAGAGACCCAUUUGCUAUGCUGGAUGCUCUGCCAGAGAAGGAACAGCAGGAGAUACAGAAAGCCCUUCAUCUCUUCUCUCUGGGCACCAGCUUGCCUAAGACCCUGCAACAGGCCAAAAACCACACCUACCGCUUCUGGGACACGCAGCCCGUCACCAAACUGGGUGACCACAUUACAACUCAUGGCCCAGUCGAGGAGGUGGACGCCACUAUCCGGAAUGAGCCAUGCUUACUUCCUCAGGGAUUCUCCUGGGAUACUCUGGACUUGAGCAGUCCUUUUGUGUUGGGAGAGCUGUGCCAUUUGUUAAAUGAGAAUUACAUGGAAGAAGACGACAACACAAUCAGAUUUAACUUUUCUCCCGAGUAUCUACUGUGGGCUUUACAGCCUCCAAACUGGCUGCUCCAGUGGAACUUGGGCGUGAGAGUAGACGCAAAUAAGAAGUUAGUCGGUUUCAUUGCUGCUGUACCUGCUGAUGUUCGCAUUUACGAGACGAAGAAGGGGUUGGUGCAGGUCAAAUUCCUGUGUGUUCAUAAGAAACUGCGCCUCAAGCGGAUGACACCGGUUCUGAUUCGGGAACUUACCAGAAGGGUCAACCAGCAGGGGAUCUACCAGGCUGUCUAUGCAACUGGCACAGUGUUGCCAACACCAAUAAGCUCCUGCAGCCAGUGGCAUCGCCCUUUGAAUCCCCGUAAGCUAAUGGAGGUCAACUACCCCGGUCUAAAGCAGAACAUGAAUCUGCAGCGAGCCUUGAAGUUUAACCGCUUACCUGAGGUGACAAAGAUAAAGGGCCUGCGUCCUAUGACUAAAGAAGAUACUCCAAGGAUCCUCUCAUUACUCGAGAAAAACCUCUCCAACUUCCACCUCAGCCCCCUCUUAUCGCUGCAGGAAGUAGAGCACUGGUUCUUACCAAAGGAGAAUGUGAAUGACACCUACGUGUUGGAGGCGGACAAUGGUACUCUGACUGACAUGGUGAGUUUUUAUGCCGUCUCCUCCAGGGUGCUAAACCAUCCAGUUCACACCAGUCUCAGAGCCGCUUGUCUUCUGUACGCCGUCUGUAAUGUCACUAAGAUGGCUGACCUCAUGCAGGACACGUUGGUUCUGGCUAAAGCUAAAGGCUUCGAUGUCUUCUGUGCUCUCGAUGUGAUGGACAACAUGAGUUUCUUGGAAAAGCUCAAGUUCACCAUCAGCGAUAAGAGUGUCCAUUACUACCUGUACAACUGGAAAUGUCCUCUCAUGAGCCCGGACAAGGUCAGUCUGGUGUUACCCAACUAAUCUGACGCAUUGAAGAUGAAAUGAUCUGCAUCACUACCUGUGCUUUCAGCAUUCACUGUGCUGUACAAAAUAAAAAAAGGAAAAGUAACUGAUGGAGCAGUUACAGUCAGAUGGAUUAAUCUAUUACAUUGUAAUGUGUGUGUUUACAUGUGAAUGCACGUGUGUGAGACUGUGCGUGGGUAUAAUGAUCAACAUCAAAAGCCCUGUGGUUGUUACCGUGAUCAGUCCUAAAACUGCAUUAAUAAUUGUCUAAAGCUUCAGCUUUAGAAUGUCAAGAAUAAACAAUCAUAAAACUCAUUGUUUAAUUCAGAAUACAUGUUAGACCAAAGGAAAACAUAAUAAAAUCCAUCCUGAAAACCUGAA